Molecule: messenger RNA, 1626 nt
Organism: Ilex paraguariensis (yerba mate)
Lineage: Eukaryota; Viridiplantae; Streptophyta; Magnoliopsida; Aquifoliales; Aquifoliaceae
Source: the annotation of a GenBank genome assembly
AUGCAGUUCUAUGCCAUAAACGAUGACCUUAUUUCAGCUCGUAACUUGUUUGAUAAAACUCCCCAUCGAAGCGUCUACCUCUGGAAUUCCAUAAUUCGAGCAUAUGCUAAAGCGCAUAAGUUUUCUGAUGCAUUUUGGCUUUUCAAACAAAUGUUUAGCUCAGAAACAAUGCCUGAUAACUUUACAUUCACGUGUAUUUUGCGUGCAUGUUCUGAGAAUUAUGAUUUUGAGGGAAUGAGGCUUGUGCAUGGAAGAGUGAUAGUUUGGGGUUUAGAAUUGGACUCCAUUUGUAGUAGUGCAUUAGUGCGUGCUUAUUCAAAACUGGACCUUGUUCAUGAAGCAACUGGAGUAUUUAAUCGGAUAACUGAGCCGGAUUUGGUUUUAUGGAAUUCAAUGAUUUGGGGUUAUGGGAGUGGUGGGCAUUGGGAUAAAGGGCUACAAUUGUUUAACAGUAUGCGAAGAAUAGGGAAGCAGCCUGAUGGGUAUACUCUGGUUGGGUUGAUUUCGGGUGUAGUGGAUCAGUGCUUGCUGGAAAUUGGCCAAGGGAUUCAUGGGUUUUGUUUGAAAAGUGGUUUUGAUUCUAAUGCUUACAUAGGUAGUGUACUUGUGAGCAUGUACUCUAGAUGUAAAUGCAUGAAUUCUGCACGUAGAGUUUUUUAUUGUUUAUCUCAGCCUGAUUUAGUUACAUGGUCUGCUUUGGUAACUGGUUUUUCUCAGACUGGAGGGUAUAAAAAUGCCUUGGUCUUCUUCAAGAGAAUGAUUAUGGAAGGUAGAAAGGCUGAUCCUCUAUUGAUUGCUAGUGUGCUGGUGGCCACUGCUCAGUUGGCUACUGUAGACCCUGGCAGUGAGAUACAUUGUUAUGCUGUUAGGCAUGGGUGUUCCUCGGAGGUCAUGGUCUCCUCUGCUCUCAUUGAUAUGUACUCAAAGUGUGGUUUCUUGGGAUUGGGUGUUCGGGUUUUCAAAACUAUGCCUACGAGGAACAUCAUUACUUACAAUUCCAUGAUUUCUAGUCUCGGUUUAUAUGGACUUGCAACCGAGGCGUUUGAAAUGUUUGGAGAAAUAGUUGACAAAGGAUAUAGACCGGAUGAAUCCACUUUCUCUGCUCUCCUUUGUUCUUGCUGCCAUGCUGGUCUUGUCAAAGAUGGUCGGGAUUAUUUUAGAAGAAUGAAAGAUGAAUUUGAAGUUCAAGCUAAAACUGAGCAUUAUGUUUACAUGGUAAAGCUUGUAGGGAUGUCUGGCGAGUUGGAAGAGGCUUAUGAUCUGAUCCAAUCCUUGCCAAAACCAGUGGACUCUGGUAUUUGGGAGGCACUUCUGUCAUGCUGUGAUGUCCAUCAAAAUUCCGAAUUGGCAGAAAUCGUAGCUCAGCAGCUCUUUGAAAAUAAACCAGAGAAAACCACUUACAAGGUUAUGCUUUCUAACAUAUAUGCUGGUAACGGAAGAUGGGAUGAUGCGAAGAAUGUGAGGGAUGAUAUCGCUGGAGAAAACAGAAAGAUGGCUGGGAUUAGUUGGAUCAGUGGUGUCAAAUGAAGAGUUCAAUUUAUACUUUAUGAAACUUUCCUUCCAUAUUUUGGUGAUUUACAUAAAUAGUCAGAUGCUCAACACAAUAGGAGAAGCUUCUAAACAGGU